Cyphomyrmex costatus is the source of this 315-nucleotide messenger RNA. RefSeq lists its product as uncharacterized. The coding region runs from base 2 to 271 and encodes 89 amino acids. The record is from RefSeq and is a predicted model, not a curated record. NCBI's taxonomy places the organism in Eukaryota, Metazoa, Arthropoda, Insecta, Hymenoptera, Formicidae. The transcript has a single exon.
GAUGUCGCCGCGAAGACGAAUGGAUCAUCCCGUGGAAGGUGCCAGUCUGGAGGACAUCGUCAAGUAUGUGCUGAAGCAUACGAGGCUUACAGACGUGCGCGCGCGGUACUUGAUCGUCGAGAUUCUUAAGGCCGGAAUUGCUCUGGGUAGAAUCAAAAGGACUCCGUACUCCACUUACGUACUCGCGUCCUCCAAGACCACCGCGAUCGCCAAAAGAAUCACGGAGCCCAAAUUCCGCAACAGUAGCAGCUGCAGCUCGUUCUCGGAAUGAUCAUCAGCAAUAAUAAAAUUAAUUAAACGUGAGGUUGUACAAUG